GCGUGCACCGCGCCGCGCGGGGCAGGCCGGGAGUGCCCGCAGGCAGGCCGGGGCGGCGGUGAGGGCAGUGCAGUCGGCGCGGCACCGGAGCGGAGCAGCGGGAUGUGGUACGAGAUCCUGCCUGGCAUGGCCAUCAUGGGCAUCUGCCUCUCCAUCCCCGGCCUCUCCACCGUCUUCAUGCACCGCUUGUGCAACGGCGGCAAGGAGAAGCGGAUCGCCCGCUACCCCUACCAGUGGACCCUGAUGGAACGAGACCGGCGGCUGUCGGGUGUCAACAAGUACUACGUCUCCAAGGGUCUGGAGAACAUAGACUAAGGUGGCGGCACUUUGAAGAAUCCAGUAUCUAUAUAAAAUGAUUUAACUCUUUAAUAAAGAUAUACAUGUAUUCA
Calidris pugnax (ruff) is the source of this 389-nucleotide messenger RNA. RefSeq names its product NADH:ubiquinone oxidoreductase subunit A1 (gene NDUFA1). The record is from RefSeq and is a predicted model, not a curated record. The transcript has 3 exons. Lineage: Eukaryota; Metazoa; Chordata; Aves; Charadriiformes; Scolopacidae. Bases 103 to 315 code for a protein of 70 amino acids.